Molecule: messenger RNA, 1870 nt
Organism: Musa acuminata AAA Group (dessert banana)
Lineage: Eukaryota; Viridiplantae; Streptophyta; Magnoliopsida; Zingiberales; Musaceae
Product: F-box protein At4g18380
Exons: 2
Coding region: 521-1612 (363 amino acids)
Molecular function (GO): protein binding
Source: RefSeq, a predicted model, not a curated record
CCUGAAAUUACAGCGAUGAGAGGGUGCAAAAAGCGGGUUCUACCAGGUGCUGGUGCACUUAAUUUUACCGGGGAACCACUGGCGUAUCUAAAAAUGGCGUCUUGAUGAGCUGCGGCGAGGUCAAUAAAUGUGGAGCACUUCCUCCUCCCAACGCCCUGCUCCAUUCGAUGAAUUUCCACGCAGGAAUCUCCAAAUUCGUUGCUGUUGCUCUUCGUUUCGCUUCGGCUGGUCUCCGUUCAGGUGGAGAAUUGGUCUCGUUCGAGCGAAUCGAGACCCCAGGGAGGUGCAGGAGAGGAGUGGUUCCGCAUCUUUGUGUACGUGGGUUUGGGCCAAAGAUUGGGUUUUGAACGCAUAUCGAGCUUCAGAGGUGCAAAAGUGGGCGAUUUUGGGGACCAUUGAAUUGACGAGCUUGAGGCGUUUCAGCUUCGUGGUUGCGGCAUUCUUUCUUUUGGCGUGGUGAAGAACCCAUCUUGCUUUCGUCGUUACUGUAACCUUGGCAUUUGGUUUUGGUGUCGGAACAAUGUGUUUGAUUGCUCAACUAGAGAGAACGCAAACCAAAUCCAGAAUCCACGCCGAUCCCUCCCUCCACCAGGACCAUUUCGACCGGAUUCCGGACUCACUGGUGCUGCUCAUCUUCAACAAGCUCGCCGAUGUCCGGUCCCUUGGUCGCUGCUCAGCCGUGUCCAAGCGCUUCAAUGCCCUCGUCCCUCUUGUCCACAAUGUGUAUGUUAAGAUUGAUCGUGUAGUGUCCAUCGAUGGUGACUCCUUCGACGCCUUAGACCUCUCCCUCCCCAAACCAAGAACCCUCUUUGCCCAUCUCUUAAAGCUCAUUCUUUUUGCCAUCCUCCAACCCUUACACUACCUUCAGAACAUUCAUGGUUGGAAUAAGCCCCUUCUGCCACAGCUCUCCCAUCACUCCCCUCGUCAAGUCCUCAAGAAUUUCACCCAUGUUCGCAACCUAAGGAUGGAGCUCCCUGCUGGUGAUGUCAAGACCGAGGAUGGAGUCUUCUUGAAAUGGAGAGCAGAGUUUGGAAGCACCCUUCAGAACUGUGUGAUACUGGGUGGAACCAUGAUGGACUAUAGACCUGCUUCGGCCAAUUUAGAGGGGGGAAUGGAAGACAAUGGAAGCAUACCCGAGUCGUUCUAUACGAAUGGAGGGCUAAAAUUGCGCGUCGUCUGGACUAUCAGCUCUUUGAUUGCUGCAUCGACGAGGCAUUAUCUUCUCCGUCAAAUCAUCGAGGAACACCCAACGCUGAGCAGCUUGAUCUUGACAGAUGCUGAUGGCCAGGGAACAUUGACCAUGGGAGUGGAGCAGCUGAAGGAGUUCAGGGAGAAACCAUUGGCAAUGUCAGCAUCAUCAAAUAGGACUCAGGUGCCAGCAUCAUACAUGAAGCUCAGAUAUGCUCCAUUCUUGGAGCUGCCCGAUGGAAUGGGAAUGCAAGGAGCUACACUAGUGGCUAUCAAGCCCGCCGGAGAGGGCACCAGCGGUGGCCAUUAUAGCAGGAAGGAAGCCGAGGCCUUUAUUUGUCGGGCGUUUGAUGAUCCACUCCAGGAUACAGUUAAGGCAUUGGUGAAAAACCGAACUUACCUCUUGGAGAUGAAUGGAUUCUAGCUCAAUUCUGCCUCUCGGGUCAGUUUUCCUACUACAGCUUGUACUGCUCGUUUACAUGAAACCAGUUGUAGAGUGCCAUUUCUACAGAAAUGAGAUCUCACUAGUUGCACUAGCUAUAAAUUUUUUUUUGUUGAUCUCUGUACAGUAAGGAUGCCUGGCUUUAUUACAAGUUAUUGUACACAAAUAGAUCUACUUGGCUUUAUGGAUGAUACCUCGAAUGCAUGUGGCUGCAAAAGAGCAUCUUCUGAGCUUUCUUUC